GUGGAGAAACAAAUCGCGGCGCUGCCGACGGCGGCGCGGUUGGGGGCGUACGGCGCGCUCGUGGCGCUCGGCGCCGGAUUGGGGAACGCGGUGGGCUCCGCGAUGCCGGCGAACGUCAGGGGAGGGGCGAAAGCGGCGCUGACGGCGGUCGUCGGUGGUGGCGCCGCGUAUGGGGUGUCGGUGGCGGAUAAGAAGCGGUUCACGGCGGCGCCGAAGAGCUUGUGGAACUCGCUGCAGGGACGGGAUCCGUUGAGCGUGACGGCUGAGGAAGUCAACGCGAUGGGGGCGAAGUUUGGGAUCGCGAACAUGGGUCAAUCGUGCGCGACGGCGAUGACGGAGCUUUACGACGUCUACUUGAUGUCUCUCGUGCCGCAAGGGUUGGAUCCGGUGCAAGGUUGGGAAGCCGCGGCUUUGGCGCAGUUUCGCCAAACGCUCGGCAUAGACGACGCCUCGGCGGCGCAGGCGCACUUGGAGGCUGGUCGUCGCUUGUUCAGAAAGCGCAUCGAACUCGGAUCGACGGAUAAGGAGACGGACUUGGAAUCGCGCAAGGAGUUCCAAAAGCUCGUCUUCAUCUCUACGCAAACCUUUGGCGAAGAGCAAGCGCGAUUUUUGCUCCCGUGGAAGCGCGUGUUCCGCGUCUCGGACGCCCAAGUCGACUUGGCCAACAGAGACAACGCGAGCCAGCUGUUGCGCACGAGCUUGUCCAAAUCUAACGCCAUCGCUAACGUUGACGCCGCGGCGAUCGCGUCGGCGGCUGACUACAAGGCGUCGCUGAAUUUGGACGACGACGCCGCCGGUGAAAUCGCCCAAGACCUCGCCACGGCGCACGUCGCCGGCAUCGUCAACGGCACCAUUACGUUGAACAAGGAACGUGGCUCUGCGCGUGACGUCGGUACGAUUUGCAAGAACGUUGAACAAGUUUUGGCUUACAACGUCAAGCUCGAAGGCGCGCAAGGUUCUUUCCCGGGUGUUGGUCCGGUGACGCUGUUCGGCGGCGAGUUUGACUCGAAGAUGACGGAACUCAAGGACGUGUUCAGAACCUACCUCGAGGAAGGCAUCAAGGGUUACUCCUUCAGUGCCGCGCUCAACGACAACCUCGGCAAGCUCCGUCUCGUGUUUGGCAUGGGCAACAAGGAGGCAGACGACAUUAUUCUCGCCUCCACCACCGCCUCGUACCGCCUGGCGCUUCGCGACGCCGUCAAGAGCGGCUCGUUGGACAACGCCGAGUCUCCAGCCAAGGUGCUCCAAGGUUUGUGCGAAGGCCUCCGAUUCCCUCCGGAAGUGGCUGCGGGCAUUCACGAAGAGAACUAUCGCACCAAGCUCGAGUCCAUCAUCUCAUCGAAUAAAAAGCUCGAAGACGCCGACGUCGAAGCCUUGGCUCGCGUUCGCAAGCUCUUGUGCGUGCCGAAGGGCGUCGUUGAGAAGCUUCACUUUGAAAUCUGCGGCGAAAUUUACCGCACCGCGGUUCGCUCGGCGCUUUCCGUGCCGACCGAGUCCUUCACUCCGGCGCUUCGCGACCGAUGCAAGGCUGCCAAGGCAAACGUUCGUCUCGACGACGAAACCGCGCUCAAGAUUCUCGGCGCCGAGGCUCGCAAGCAAAUGAGUGGUUUCAUCCGCACGUCCAAGUCCAUUAGAAACAAGACGGACGCGCAGAAGGAGAUUCGCAAGAUGAUCUUCUACAACCAAGGCGUCGUGACGCCGCUCGUGCAGGACGUGACCAAGGCAAAGGCUGAGGCGGCGGCGGAGGAGCUCGCCUCGCUCUUGAAGGAGGCGCAAGAGGCGGCGGCGAAGGAGGAAGCGGAAGAGAAGGCGAAAGCCGCCGCGGAGGCUACCGCGGCGGAGCCUGAAGCCGCCGCUGAGCCCACGGAAGUCACGCUCGCCGAAGACAUGGAUGUGGUCACUCGCCAAGCGAUGUACAGAGAAUACCUCAUGUUCUGCAUGACUGGUGAUCAAGUGAACGCCCCGAUGGGCGUGCGCAUCAACAUCGAGCGCGACCAAAGCGAAUUCAAGCGCUUGUCCCAGCUCGGCGAUAUCCUCGGCCUUAACAUGAUGGAAGUCGGUCAAGUGCACAAGGAUCUGGCCGACAAGGCGUUCCGGACGCAAGCUGAGCAAAUGCUCGGCGACGGCCGCGGCCUCACCGCCGAUCGCGCCGAGAAGCUCAAGGAAAUUCAGACGCAGCUCAACUUGCCCGAGGACGAGGCGCAAAAGAUCAUCAAGGGCAUCACCUCGCAACGCAUGAUGUCCAACGUUCAGCAGCAAAUUGCUUCUGGUACGCUCGAUGCGGCUGAGGUGAGAAAGAUGAUCGAAGCUGGCGUCGAAAUCGAGCGCAUGAUUCCGGAAGACAAGCGCAUGAACUUGUUCCGCAAAAACGCCGAGCGCCGUUUGGGCGACGGAAGCGGAAGCGCCGACAUCGAAGCGCUCACGGGUACCUUGGUCGAAGAUCUCAAGAUUGAUGGUGAGAAGGCCAAGACUGAGCUCAAGAACAUCGCUGCCGAGAAGAAGCGCUCUCAAAUGAUUCAAGGCGUCGCUGUCUUGCGUCAAAAGAAGGCUGCCGACGUCCUCCUGUGCUGCCGCAACUUGGUCGCGUGCCAAGCCGUGGCGCCCGAGGCCAAGUUGGAGUGGAAGGUGGAAUCUGAGGUGUUCGACAUGUACUCUGUCUUCGUCCAAGAGUGCUCAGACGUGGAAGAGCGCAAGGUUCUUCAAUCUGCUUUGAGCAUUAGCGACGAAAGCGCCCGCAAGCUUGAACAAGUCGUCGCCGACGGCGCGUUCAAGUUUUCCGAAGACUCGUUAGACGAGGCCCUCUUCUAGUUUCUCGAUCUAGAUUGAGAAACGAUCCACCGUAGCAAA
Messenger RNA from Ostreococcus lucimarinus CCE9901, 2847 nucleotides. RefSeq names its product Tic110 family transporter: chloroplast inner envelope protein Tic110. NCBI's taxonomy places the organism in Eukaryota, Viridiplantae, Chlorophyta, Mamiellophyceae, Mamiellales, Bathycoccaceae. The record is from RefSeq and is a predicted model, not a curated record. The transcript is spliced from 2 exons. Bases 103 to 2808 code for a protein of 901 amino acids. Gene Ontology annotation, biological process: protein import into chloroplast stroma. Gene Ontology annotation, cellular component: TOC-TIC supercomplex I.